AUGACGGAAUACGAGGCCCUCCUCAGCGGCCUCCGCAUCACCAUAGAACUCGGCAUAAAAUGUUUUGACGUCCGGGGAGACUCCCAGCUCAUCAUCGACCAGGUGAUGAAGGAGGCUAGCCACCACGACGAGAAGAUGGAGGCGUACUGCAACGCAGUGCAUCGCCUCGAGGACAAUUUCGACGGGCUCGAGCUCAAUCACAUCGCGCGCAAGUACAACGAGGAAGCGGACCAACUAGCCAAGAUCACGUCCGGGCGGACCACCGUUCCCCCGAACGUCUUUGCCCGUGACCUCGCCAAGCCGUCUGUUGACUUCAAGAACCCUGCGAAAGCCGUCGGGGUGGCACCCGAACCCUCGGGGGCUGCGACCACGGAGCCAUCGGCCAAGAACCCCUCGAUGGGGGAGCCCGAGGCCAUGGACACAGACUUCGAGACCUCUUAUGUGGAUGAGGUUGAAGCAAUGGAGAUCGACGAGGCUCCGCCUCAGCGAGACUGGCGCACCCAGUACCAUGACUGGAUGAUUCGAGGGGUCCUACCCUCGCACCGCACUCAGGCGCGAUGCAUUGCUAGGCAGGCCAAGUCUUUCGUCCUAAUCGACGACGAGCUGUACAAGCGUAGUCCCUCGGGCGUCCUACAACAAUGCAUCCCCAUUCCCGAGGGCAAGGAGCUGAUCCGGGACAUCCACACCGGCAUCUACGGUCACCACGCUGCGCCGCGCACCCUCAUGGGCAACGCGUUUCGAUAG
Panicum virgatum (switchgrass) is the source of this 744-nucleotide messenger RNA. RefSeq lists its product as uncharacterized. Bases 1 to 744 code for a protein of 247 amino acids. Gene Ontology annotation, molecular function: nucleic acid binding; RNA-DNA hybrid ribonuclease activity. The transcript has a single exon. Lineage: Eukaryota; Viridiplantae; Streptophyta; Magnoliopsida; Poales; Poaceae. The record is from RefSeq and is a predicted model, not a curated record.